AUGUCAGAAGGUGCUGUGGAGUCAAAGGAGCCAAAAGAGCCAGUUAAGGUUGAAACAAAUGCAGAAAAGGCCGUAAAUCAGAAGACCACCGUAAGCUCAACUUCAGGUAAGGCUUUGACCAACAAAGAAUUGAAGGAGCUAAAGAAAAAGGAAAAGGCUGCCAAGCGGGCUGCAAAUAAGCAAUCCAUUGGUAUUUCUCUUGAAAAGCAGCAACAACAGGCUGCAGCCAAACGUGAAAAGAAGCAACAACAAAGAGAACUGUUAGCUGCUAAGAAGAAUAAGUCAGUUGAAGUCGUAAAGCACAAUGACAAAAAGUCCACUCUAUUCGGCCAUCUAGAGACAACUGAAGAAAGAAGAACUUCGUUACUAGCACUUUUGAGUGUUAUCACUUCUCUUGGCGCUUCAAAGAUUACAGCCAUGGGUUUGGUAUUGCCAAUGUUAUCUACUACUUUAGCAGCAGCAUCAUCUCAACCAACCUCAGGAUCACAAUUGAGUGCUGGUCUAUCUGGUAGUAACACAAACUUGCAAUCUUUGGCACAUAGUGAAGAUUAUGAAGCUCAACAAAUGCUAAACUCUUUGUCAUUGGACGAGUCAUCGACCCUUGUACCAGGAACUUCUUCCAUUAUACCAAAUACAAUAGCGUCCCAAUUUACCAGUCAACAGUCACUUGCAUCUGUGAAGGAAUUGAUUGCUAACCGUGAUAUGCUUCACCCUGCAAUAAGUUCUUUGACUUUAGAUUAUGCUCUAUACAAAAUUAUAGGGUCUAUUCCUCGUUGUAUCGCUAUGAUGGAAGCUUUCGAAGCAGUUAUUAAGGAUUAUAAGACGCCGGAAGGGACUACACUCUCACGUAAUUUGACCAGUUAUUUAUCUCACCAGAUAGACUUUUUAAAGAAGUCGAGACCUUUGAGUGUGACCAUGGGUAAUGCCAUCAGAUGGUUAAAGCAAGAGAUAUCUUUGAUUGAUCCUUCCACAUCGGACUCUAAAGCAAAGGAAGAAUUAUGUGACAAGAUUGCUCUAUUUGCACGUGAAAAGGUAGAACUGGCUGAUCAAUUAAUUAUUGAAACUGCCUCGCAACACAUUGAAGAGGGUAGUACAAUUUUAACCUACGGUUGUUCUAAAGUUUUAACCGAUUUAUUCUUACAUAACGCUAUCAACCUCGGUAAAAAGUUCCAAAUUGUGAUUGUUGACAGCAGGCCAUUAUUCGAGGGUCGUAAGAUGGCGGAGUCUUUAAAGAAUCACGGAUUAGAUGUUUUGUACGUUCCUAUUACAGCUUUAGGGACUGUGUUCAAUAUGGAUAUCAAAUACGUUUUCCUUGGUGCACAUUCCAUCUUAUCUAAUGGGUUCUUAUACUCUAGAGUUGGAACUGCUCAGAUCGCCAUGCUAGCUAACAGAAGAAAUAUCCCAGUUCUUGUUUGUUGCGAGUCCUUAAAAUUCUCUCAAAGAGUGCAGCUUGAUAGUGUCACUUCUAAUGAACUCGCUGAUCCAAACGACUUGGUCAUUAUUGAUUCUGCUAAUCCUGUACAGAGACAUAGUAACCAGGGAUUCUUAUUGCAACAAUUUAUCAAAGAGCGUGAAUCAGUUCAAAAGGAGGUAGAAAAUAACACAAAGCAAAAGAAUAAAUCAGGAAGUGGUUCGGCUAACACAGAAUCUGUUGACGAUACAAAGAGCAAUAAGCAUAAGCCGAUACUAGCUGACUGGGAAAAACAACCAAACUUAAACAUCUUCAAUAUCAUGUACGACCUUACACCACCAGACUAUAUCAAGAAGAUCAUUACUGAGUUCGGUUCCUUACCUCCAUCAUCUGUGCCAGUUGUUCUUAGAGAAUAUAAAGGUUCUGCCUAA
This is a messenger RNA of Kluyveromyces marxianus DMKU3-1042, 1842 nucleotides long. RefSeq names its product translation initiation factor eIF2B subunit delta (gene GCD2). NCBI's taxonomy places the organism in Eukaryota, Fungi, Ascomycota, Saccharomycetes, Saccharomycetales, Saccharomycetaceae. The record is from RefSeq and is a predicted model, not a curated record. The transcript has a single exon. The coding region runs from base 1 to 1842 and encodes 613 amino acids.